This is a messenger RNA of Polistes dominula (European paper wasp), 1079 nucleotides long. It is a transcript of the gene bonsai, whose product is annotated as 28S ribosomal protein S15, mitochondrial. Gene Ontology annotation, molecular function: RNA binding; structural constituent of ribosome. Gene Ontology annotation, cellular component: mitochondrial small ribosomal subunit; ribosome. Lineage: Eukaryota; Metazoa; Arthropoda; Insecta; Hymenoptera; Vespidae. The record is from RefSeq and is a predicted model, not a curated record. Gene Ontology annotation, biological process: mitochondrial translation.
AAACAAAGUUAAUUUAAUCUCUAAAUUCCAAUUCUAAAAUUGCCUGCAUUUAUAAUCAUACAUAACCUUAAAAACAGUUUCUGUUUACAUGGAGUAACAAGUGUAUGAUGUUGAACUAAAGCAAUUAUUAUUAAUUAAAAAAAGUGAAGAUUAACAAAAUGAAUUCAUUAGUUAAUUGUUGUAAGAAUUUAUCUAAGACAACAAUUAAUAGAAUAACAAAUCAAUAUUUUGUAAAAGAAUAUGGUACACAUUUGUCAGAUUAUAAUAUCAAAUGGGUUAGACCUACGGUAAUACCAAAAUCAAAACCAGAAAAGAGUGGUGACCUGGGUAUACCUCAUGAUGUAAAACCAACACAAUUAGUUCCAGGAUAUGAAAAGUCCAAAGAAUUACAAGAUGCCAAUGAGAUCGUAAGAAGAUUAGUUACAUUACAAUUUUAUCCUCGGAAAGAAACUAUAAAAACAAGAAGUGAGAAGAUAAUAGAAUUGGUUAAAAGACAUGGAUCAGACCGUGGAUCUCCAGAAGUUAUGAUUGCUGCAAUGACAGCUGAAAUACUACAGUUACAAGAAAAUGCGGUAAAUAAUAUUAGAGAUAAAAGAGAGAAAGUAUUUUUAAGGGAAUUAAUAGACAAGAGAAAUAAAUAUUUGAGAAAAAUGCGCAAAUGGGAUUACAAACGUUAUGAAUGGAUUUUAGAAAGAUUAAAUCUUUUUUACAAAGCCUUACCAACAGAUAAUACUCCAGCUUAUAGGAAGGAUUCUUUAAGAAAAUUAACGCAGAAGCAUUGCGAUAAAAUAAAACAAGCAAAAUUGGAUGCUUAUAAAGCUCAAUUGAAACAAGAACAGAAAACAUUUUUUAAAGAUAAAGUGGAAAAACUUAUUUUCAUUAGAAAAGAGGAAUUAGAAUUAGGCUUGGAACCAACUGUGACGGAAGAUGAUAUCGAAAGAGCAAGGGGUCAACUGAACGAGGUACUUAACGAACAAACGAGUUAAUAAAACCUGUUGUUCUCGACGACUUUAUAAUUAUAAAUUAUGCAAACUAUGUUAGCAUUAAUAACAAAAUUACAUUUACCCUAAAAUAAAAAG